Molecule: messenger RNA, 708 nt
Organism: Phytophthora nicotianae INRA-310
Lineage: Eukaryota; Oomycota; Peronosporomycetes; Peronosporales; Peronosporaceae
Exons: 1
Cellular component (GO): cytoplasm
Molecular function (GO): glutathione transferase activity
Source: RefSeq, a predicted model, not a curated record
AUGGCAGCUACCAAGCCCACCCCGUACAAUUUCAUGAUCGAGUCCAAUACCGACGCCCAAUUUCCGGCCGAGAAGGGCCGCUAUCAUCUCUACGUUACCUACUCGUGUCCAUUUGCCUGCCGUGCGCUCUCGGCGCGCAACCUGCUCGGUCUCGAGGACGUUAUAGGUAUAUCUGUGGCGCACCCUAUCUUCCAAAAGACCAAGCCCAAUGACCUUAGCGACGAACACAAGGGCUGGACCUUCGUGGACCCUGCGACGUCGUCCACGAUGGCUGGUGCCAACGGCAAGACGUACCCAUCAGAUGGGUGCGUACCAGACACGGUAAACAACGUGAAGUAUGUGCGCGACCUGUACGAGAAGGUGGAUUUAGCCCCUCGAACGUUUUCGGUGCCCGUUCUCUGGGAUAAGAAAAAGGGCACAAUCGUAUCGGAGGAGUCCACCGGCAUUCUCCGCAAUUUGGACUCUGCUUUCCGUGAACUCGUGCCGUCAGAUGUCCACUUGUAUCCCGAAGAGCUGCGAGCGGAAAUUGACACUGUAAACGACGGUAUUGUUUCUCAGAUUGGCUUGGGGCUUUUCAAGAAAAUGUACGCCCCGACUCCAGGUGCUACUACCGAGGCCGAAGUCAAGAUCUACGACGGGCUAAGCCAGUUAGACGACCUACUAGGAAGGAAGAGAUAUUUGGUCGGCAAUGGCGUGACGGAGGCCGAU